Messenger RNA from Necator americanus (New World hookworm), 663 nucleotides. RefSeq lists its product as uncharacterized. NCBI's taxonomy places the organism in Eukaryota, Metazoa, Nematoda, Chromadorea, Rhabditida, Ancylostomatidae. The transcript is spliced from 3 exons. Bases 1 to 663 code for a protein of 220 amino acids. The record is from RefSeq and is a predicted model, not a curated record.
AUGCGCCUUUGUACGAUUCCGAGAUCACUCAAACUCUGGAUCGUAAGUGCUCACGCACCUACGGAAACUGUGGACGACCACAAGAAGGAUGCGUUUUAUGAUGAAUUCAACACGUUGAUAUCCAAGAUAAAAAGCCAGCAGGCGGUAAUUGUUGGAAUUGAUGCGAAUGCAAAGAUGGGACCUGAAAAAUACUACGAUGUGCUUGGAAAAUGGUUCUAUCCCUUGGUGCAGACAUCGGACAACGGAAAUCAUCUGAUAGACCUUUGCGAACAGACCAGAGGAAUCAUCGAUGCCGUCUGUUUACGUGGCGUGGGACCUUUUCUGUUCAACUUUGUCGUCUAUGACAUAAUGCGAAGAACAGUUGAGCAGUGUCUCGCCGAUGUCAUUCUAGCACCUUUUGCACGUACCUUGGUGGAUCUCGAGUAUGUCGACGAUGUAACCCUCAACGGGAAUCAGGUAGAUGGACAACCUAUCGAACUCGUGGAUGAGUUCUGUUAUCUGGGCUGUAUGCUGAAAAACGAUGGCAGCUACGGGAGAGAUAUUCAGCAAAGAUGCGCUGAAGCUAACUCGGCAUUCACCUCAUUGACCAAGUGUGCGGUGUCAACUCCCAUCGCCAACGAAGUCAAGCUGCCAGUCUACCUAUCCGCAAUUCUCUCAUCAUGA